GUUUCCCAUUUUUUUUGAAUUUUCUACUGAAGAUGUAAGUUGCCAAGCAAGGGAAUGAAUAGGUUAGUAAUUUCAGCGGUUUUACGAGACAGUGGAACAUUAAAGUUAUCUCGACGCCACAGUAUUUUCGAGCACAAAACCAAAGGAUCUUCUUACAUGAUACACUUAGAUAUAUAUGCUCGACGAGACCCUCAACUUGCGCCAUACCUUCUCCAAGAAAUAGACAUAGAAUACAAGCGGAAAUGUCGAAAAGUAAAUUUUUUAAUCUGGCUUCUUACCUUUACUUUAGUUGUUGCUUUCCAGACCCGUCUUCAGGGGGAAACUUUACAUUACAUGCAAUUGUAUGCAUCCCGCAUAAAGGCAGAGCACAUAUCAAGAGAUGAAGAUUACACUCAACGUCUCAAAGUAUUUCUUUGUUUGAUGAAUACAAUAAAAGAUUCAUUCGACCGUGACCAAAAGUGGACCAAGGCAGAUGAAUCUAAGGCACUCAAAUGUUUUGAAAAGUAGUACCUUAUUGAUCAUAAUUCAACAUUGCUUCUUUAUAAGUUUAUUGGUUAUAAUUACUAAUAUUAGACCUAGCUAUAAAUGUAGAAAGCAGUUCGGUGUCUUCAGAUUUUUUUUGCAUAAUAAUGAAUUACUCUGAAAAUAUAUGUUAGGAUAAUUCGAUACAAUAAGCAAAAA
This is a messenger RNA of Phytomonas sp. Hart1, 681 nucleotides long. NCBI's taxonomy places the organism in Eukaryota, Euglenozoa, Kinetoplastea, Trypanosomatida, Trypanosomatidae. The record is from the annotation of a GenBank genome assembly.